Messenger RNA from Dinoponera quadriceps, 3261 nucleotides. It is a transcript of the gene CycB3, whose product is annotated as G2/mitotic-specific cyclin-B3. The record is from RefSeq and is a predicted model, not a curated record. Gene Ontology annotation, molecular function: cyclin-dependent protein serine/threonine kinase regulator activity. Bases 809 to 2320 code for a protein of 503 amino acids. Gene Ontology annotation, cellular component: centrosome; cytoplasm; nucleus. NCBI's taxonomy places the organism in Eukaryota, Metazoa, Arthropoda, Insecta, Hymenoptera, Formicidae. Gene Ontology annotation, biological process: mitotic cell cycle phase transition; regulation of cyclin-dependent protein serine/threonine kinase activity. The transcript is spliced from 9 exons.
GUUGCGAGCGGCCGUGAACUGACGAAACACAACGAGGCUCGUGCGACCACGCUCUUUUCCUAGGGGAAACUGUUGAACUUUGCUACUAGUUCGAAUUCAGCGCCCGUACAACCCGCAACAUGGCUGAUCGUCACGUGAUCGAUGGCCGCUGACAUCGAAAGGAAGGCGACAGCUAGCGUCGCAACCGUAUGCAGUUAAACUUUAUCCAUAGUGCGAUACUGGGAACGUUGCUCAUGCGAACAGCGCGUGAUACGCGCGUCCUUUCCGCCGACAUCUCGCAACGACCAAUCGGCGCGCGCUAACUCCAUAACUGUGAGUUUGAAUGACAUCAACUGGCGCUUGGCUACAGUUUGUGCGCAAACGAGGGAUGUAGUCCGCUGCGUACCAAGCGUGUGACUGAAUGCCGGGUAAUGCGGAGCACACGAGACUGGAUGUUUUCCUAAGUAAAUUACCGCAGCCUCCUCCACGAAGAAACGCUCGCAGCACGUCUCGAGAGGAUUCCGGAGAGAAAGAAGCAGCCUGUCGAGCGGACUGGAAACAGUUGGCCGCACUGGACCGAGGAACCUCGCCGAGGAACUCCCGCGUUUUUUCUCGCGCGACGUCAAAAAUGCAAGUUUCUUACGCUUCCGAGUGCACCCGGUGAUAAGAAUUUGACGCAGGGAUUGGCACGGAUCUCCGCACACAUUGACAGAGAUUCAACCUCCGAUUCUUCUUUAUUCGGACGACGAGCCUGGCGAUUUUUCCAAGAAAACCUGAACACAAGGGACAACCUGAGUUAUACCGUAUCAAAGUUGCUUUGUACACAACAAUGGCGCCUCCGAGAGUGAUGCUCAAGCAGAACAGAGGGCAGAAUACCGCUGUUGUAAGAAAAGGAGUGACAACAAGAAGUCAAAAUCAAAAUUCCUUAUUGAACAAUGUGUUAAACAAACAGAACAUCAUAGGUCGAGAAACUCGCGCUAAGCGAAAAGCAGAAGCUUCGCCAGCUAAAGACAAAAUGACAAAGAGAACUGCUUUCGCCAAUAUUACUAAUGCUAUCGGAAAGACACUGGGAGAACAGAAUCGUUUACAAAACAAAGUAGCACCUCAAACGAUCAAAACGAACAUAGAAAAUAAUGCGGAAAAGCGUGUAGCAAAAGCUACUAUCAUAUUGAAAGCGAUACAACCACCACCACCACCACUUGCUGUCAGGCCCAUUAAUAAAAAAGGAGAUGUGAUUAACGAUGAAAAUAAUCCGAACGUCCCACCGAAAAUUGUAAAUAUCAGAUCAAGUUUAGAUUUGGAGAAAUCAGGUGAGAAUUCGUUGUACGUCAGCGCGUUAGAGGAUGUGACGGAAAACGUGAAAAAUGGCCUCAUGUUUACCAAGUUUCACGAGUGCGAGAAAGAAGUAAAAGUAGAAGCAGCAGAAGUGGUAGCCCCGAUUGAAAGGCACGAAGACAACAACGAGGAGAAGGUGUUACCAGCCGUCACUCUGACGGACGACAUUCCCGAGAACUUGCUGCCCGACGGUGUUCUGUGGGACUUCGACGCCGAAAACUGGCUAGAUCCUUUGCAAGUGUCGAAUUACGCGAGUGACAUCUUCCAAUAUCUGAGGGAACGGGAAAACAAGUUUCGCAUUGUCGAAUAUAUGGAGAGGCAAGUGUGUCUCUCAGGAUGGAUGCGUGCUAUGUUGGUCGACUGGAUGGUCGAGGUGCAAGAGUCGUUCGAGCUCAAUCACGAGACCUUGUAUUUGGCUGUAAAACUGGUCGACCUGUAUUUGUCGCAAAUGACAGUCGGCAAGGAGACCCUGCAGUUGUUGGGUGCCGCGAGUUUGUUCAUAGCGAGCAAAUACGACGAAAGAAUACCACCGAUGAUAGAGGAUUUCUUGUAUAUAUGUGACGGCGCGUAUUCGCAGAGGAUGAUCAUCAAGAUGGAGAUGAAUAUCCUGAAAGUAGUGAAUUUUGACUUGGGAAUACCUCUCUCUUACAGGUUCCUGCGACGUUAUGCUAGGUGUGCUAAAGUGUCAAUGCCCACGUUAACUUUGGCCCGAUACAUAUUGGAGUACUCACUGAUGGAUUACACGACGAUAACGUUCAGCGAUAGCAAAAUGGCCGCGGCUGCGCUCUUGUUAGCGUUGCAGAUGAAAGAUCUGGGCGGAUGGACCGCGACGUUACAGUACUACAGUGGUUACACGUUGGAAGACAUCAGGAGUAUCUGCAUCACUUUGAAUGAAGGCAUGCACAAGAAGCAUAAGGAAGCUUUAAUGACCGUGCGCAACAAGUAUAGUCAUAAGAUCUUCUUCGAAGUAGCAAAACUUCCCCUAAAAGACAAAUUGGAUAUAUAGAUGAUGCUUAAGAUAGUAUAAUAAAUGUAUACAGACAGAUGGCUCUGAUAUUUUGAUGCCCAAUAUUCGAUUAUGAAGUCAUACCAAUUAUUGUUGGUCGAUUUUGGUGAGAAUUAUAUCUACAGAAUAGUUCUUAGCGCGCUGAGAAAGUAGGAACAUUAAAUUGUAUCGCGCGUAGGACGAAAGUUUGUGUUACGUGACCAAUUUCGUGCGAAUCUCGAGGAGCCUCAGCAGGAGCCUGCAUCCAUUUUUUUUUCUACUCACCUCCCUGUAUCCUUUUUAUUAUUAUUAUUUAUAUUUAACAGUAACAUCUAUCUCGUUUUACAAUCGCAGUAUUUGUAAGCUAAUUUACUUUUUAUUCUUACUUUUUUCUUUUUGUUAAAAUUUAUUUUAGCGCCAUGCUUUUACACUCCGCGAAGUAAGUCCCGAGUCCCAAACUUGAUUCCGGGUUUCUUUUCACAUGACACAACUGCGAUCUGUCUAUCACGACUGACAGUAUUUCUGGAGUUAAUGGGGGGAAAAAAAAAAAGAAAGAAAAUUCUAUUUAUCGCCGAUUAAAUUGAUAGUACAAACGCGAUUACGCACAGACGAAUGAUGAAGCAGUAAACUUGUACUCGAAAUUCCGAAAAUAGAGAGUGUGGCGCAUUGUUACGUGUAUCAUUGUUGUACCUUAUAUCUAGACUGAUAAUCAAAACUCGUGUUACCGGUGUGGAAAUUUGCACAACAUGUAGCAGUUGCACGCGCGUAUGAUGAAUUCAGAUUUUUGCGAGGUACGAUACUGACUGUGUGAUUCAACCGAAGGACACUGUGCCUUGUAACAUGAAAGAUAGAUACAUUCAGUAAGGUAACAUUAGCUAUAUAUAUAAUGACAGAUUGGCCGGAGGCGAUCUAAGCUAUGUUUUUACAUUUGGCGAAAUAUAUAUAUAUAUAUACAUAUAAGA